AUGUCUCUACCCUUUACGACACGGAGAGUGACACCGAAAGCUCUCUCACGAUCAUCUCGUCUCGAAUGCCCGUCCACUCGCUGCAACACACGAUCCACGCCAACAUGCGCUUUCUCAACAAAACCAACGAACCGUCGCGCCAAAGCUCCUAACUCGCAAGAUUCCGCUGCACCUAGCGAUAAGCCUGCGAAAGUGCGCAUAACUCCUACAACGUCAGAGCAAUCCGCCGUGCUUCAGCAACGAUUACAAGAAAAGUCCGCCAAUCUAGCCAGAAACAGAGAAGAGCAGCUACGAGAAGCGAGACAAAGACGACUAGACAGAAUCAAGGAAGAGAGGGGGAAAAGAGCACAGGCAGAAGAAGAAGAAAAGAAAGAGUUGACGAAAGAGGAGUUGGAAAAGCAAAAGAAAGAGGACUAUAAGAGAAGGUAUAAAGAGCUGGAGUGGAGAUGGCUCAAGUUUAUUGUUGGAAUGCCGAUUUUCCUGGUUAUGAGUUAUGACCUUUUCCAAAGACUGGUUAUGAAAAGAGAGCAAAAGGUUCCUCCGUGGAGGCAGGCCAAGAUUGAUAAGGAGAAGGAGGAGAAGGAGAAAAAAGAAAAGCUAGAACAAGUUGGUGAGGAAGUCUUGAAGCACUGA
Messenger RNA from Fusarium pseudograminearum CS3096, 633 nucleotides. RefSeq lists its product as uncharacterized. Lineage: Eukaryota; Fungi; Ascomycota; Sordariomycetes; Hypocreales; Nectriaceae. The record is from RefSeq and is a predicted model, not a curated record. The transcript is spliced from 2 exons. Bases 1 to 633 code for a protein of 210 amino acids.